Molecule: messenger RNA, 1610 nt
Organism: Zophobas morio
Lineage: Eukaryota; Metazoa; Arthropoda; Insecta; Coleoptera; Tenebrionidae
Product: probable cytochrome P450 6a13
Exons: 3
Coding region: 22-1578 (518 amino acids)
Molecular function (GO): oxidoreductase activity, acting on paired donors, with incorporation or reduction of molecular oxygen; iron ion binding; heme binding
Source: RefSeq, a predicted model, not a curated record
CGUUGCAGAGAGUUGUUCCACAUGGCGAUGUUAACCGACAGUUGGUUACUAGACUUUCUAAGCCUAUUGACUGCUUUAGUAGUGGUUUUUGUAACAUGGAUAAAAUAUUCUCAAACGUAUUGGCAACGUACAGGUAUAUUUACCCCGCCUACAAGUUUUCCAUUUGGACACGGUAAGGGACUCGUCACUCAAUCAGAAUCAGUUAGCGAAUUUAUUUCAAAUCUUUACAAUUAUUUUAAAAAACACGAUCAACUGCAUGGAGGCUUCUACAUUCUACAUACGUCAACAUAUAUGCCCGUAAAUUUAGACAUCGUUAAAAGCAUUCUACAAAACGAUUUCAGCCAUUUUGUAGACAGAGGAGUCUACUACGAUGAGACGAAUGAUCCAUUAAGUGCUCAUCUAUUUUCGUUGGAGGGUGAAAAAUGGAAGAAUCUUAGAGCAAAAAUAACUCCAACAUUUACGUCCGGAAGAUUAAAAAUGAUGUUCGAUACCCUAGUUACUUGUGGUAACCAACUGAAAAUAGAAAUGGACAAAACUGCAGGCAAGCAAGCUGUAGAAAUGAAAGAUAUGUUGGUUCGAUUUACUACCGAUAUCAUAGGAAAUUGCGCAUUUGGAAUAGACUGCAAUUCACUCAAAAAUCCAGAUAACGAAUUUAAUCAGUACUUCAAAUCAUUUUUUGUGGAUACAUUUUGGGAAAAUCUGAAUGGCUUUAUCACUUUUGUGAGUCCAGGUUUAGCAAAGAAAUUAAAAAUUAAAGUUGUCAAGCCAAAAUUGUCAAAUUUCUUCAUGAAAGUAGUUAAAGACACGAUCAAAUAUCGUGAAGAAAACAAUAUCUACAGAAAAGACUUCAUGCAUUUAUUGUUGCAACUCAAAAACAGAGGUAAACUGGUAGACGAUAACAGCGUAUUGAGCGAAGAAAAUGAGAAGAAACGAGAAGUUAAUCUAACAGUGGAUGAAAUUGCCGCACAAUCUUUCCUAUUUUUCCUAGCUGGAUACGAAACAUCUUCAACUACUAUGACUUUCUGUCUUUUCGAACUGGCAUCGAACCCUGAAGUGCAAGAAAAUUUGCGAAAAGAAGUUGAAGAAGUACUUCAAAAGCAUGACAAUAAAUUAACGUACGAAGCUGUUACGGAGAUGCAUUAUAUGGAGCAAGUUAUUAAUGAAACUUUAAGAAAACACCCUCCAAUUUCAACUUUGAUCCGUCUUUGUACUAAAAAUUACACGGUUCCUGGAACAAAUAGCGUUAUAGAAAAGGGAACUACAGUGUUUGUUCCAAUUGCGGGUAUUCAGCAUGAUCCAGAAUACUACCCUAACCCAGAGAAGUUUGAUCCAGAAAGAUUCUCAGAAGUAAAUAAGAAGAAACGGCACCCUUAUGCCUUUAUACCAUUUGGAGAAGGUCCCCGAGUUUGCAUAGGUCUCCGAUUUGGAAUGUUAGAAGCAAAAGUUGGACUCAGCGUUCUUCUGAAAAAUUAUAAAUUUUCGAUUAAUUCGAAGACACAAUUGCCACUAAAAUUUGACCCGACAUCUUUUACAUUGAGUCCACUGGGAGGGAUGUGGCUUGAUUACACCAAACUAUAAAGUUUAUCAUUGAUAGAACGACACUUAAUAAA